This is a messenger RNA of Fusarium vanettenii 77-13-4, 1560 nucleotides long. RefSeq lists its product as uncharacterized. Gene Ontology annotation, biological process: carbohydrate metabolic process. The record is from RefSeq and is a predicted model, not a curated record. Gene Ontology annotation, molecular function: hydrolase activity, hydrolyzing O-glycosyl compounds. The transcript is spliced from 3 exons. Lineage: Eukaryota; Fungi; Ascomycota; Sordariomycetes; Hypocreales; Nectriaceae. The coding region runs from base 1 to 1560 and encodes 519 amino acids.
AUGGCCAAUGAGACGUCCCCUGCCUGUGUCAAUCCCAUUCUUUGGGAAGACUUGCCAGAUAUGGAAGUCAUCCGCGUCGACGACGUCUACUACAUGAGCGCAUCGUCUUUUCACUUUUCACCCGGUGCACCACUUCUGCGGUCAUACAAUCUUGUAGACUGGGAAUACAUCGGCCAUUCGGUCCCAGACCUGGCUGCCCUUAGCCCCAAGUUCCGACUCGAUGGCAAGAAUGCUCUCGGCUACAUCAAGGGCGUCUGGGCGUCGACUCUCAAGUACCGAAAGAGCAACGGUUUGUUUUACUGGUAUGGCGCUAUUCAAGGCACCAAUGAGACUUUCAUCUACACGGCCAAGAACCAUAGUGGCCCAUGGACCGCGCAUCCUCCUAUUGAGCACUACUACUACGACUGCGGUGUACUCAUUGACGAGGAUGACUCUUUUUACAUGGCCUAUGGAACAAAGACAAUUCACGUUGCCAAACUAUCCCCUGACGGACUCAAGCAAGUUUCAACUCAACCCGUGCAUGAGUCGGAGCAUUUUCUUGAAGGUGCUCGAAUGUACAACAUCAAGGGAAAAUACUACAUCUGGCUGACAAAGCCUUGGGCUGGACAAUACGUUCUCAAGUCUGAGUCGGGACCCCUCGGGCCCUAUGAGUGCCGCAACGUCGUUGGCAGCAUUCGGGCCCCGAUUCCGGGUGCCGGACCGCCACACCAGGGAGGUCUGGUAGAAACGGCGGAUGGCAAGUGGUACUAUAUGGCCUUUAUCGAUGCUUUCCCCGCUGGACGCAUCCCAGUUUUGGCACCUGUCGAGUUCGACACCGAGGGGUGGCCAAGUAUUGUGGCCGAUUAUCCUGAUGAGCACGGACAAUGGCGGGUGGAAUACCCCCCUGCUGUUGAGCACUGCCGCGCCGAGAAGCCCAAGACAUGCUGGAGAGAGCAUUCCUUCAACGGCAACGAACUGGAACAUUGCUGGGAAUGGAACCAAAGCCCUGACAACUCCAAGUGGAGCAUCCAAGGCAAUCGGUUGAUUCUCGAAACUGCCGCGGUCACCGACUGCCUCUAUCUGGCGCCCAACACCCUCACCCAUCGGACUCUGGGACCAAGGAGCACGGCCACCCUUUGUGUCAACUGGUCCAAACUCAAGGAUGGAGACAGAGCAGGAGCAUCAAUCUUUCGCGAUCACAGCGCUUAUAUCGGCAUUCAUAAAGACGGCGACGAGGCGAAGUUGUUGGUCAACUGGCUGGACGGUCGACCAGUUGCAGGGGAUUGGGGAGUCACUUCAAAGGGUUAUGUCAAAGCAGAGGUACCAUUGGCGCAGCAACGAGUAUGGUUGCGAAUCCACGUCAAUAUCGCAGCCGCAUGCGUUGACGGAUAUGAGAAAGAGCCCAGAGAAGCUACAUUCGAGCAUAGUUUCGACGGAGCCAGCUUUUCACGUCUAGGCUCUGAUUUUACCCUCGUCAAUGCGGGUGAUGGUUGGAUUGGCUAUCGUUUUGGUGUGUUUAACUUUGCGACAAAGGCUUUGGGAGGACAGCUGGCGGUGGAAUCCUGCACGAUUGAGAAAUGA